Lolium perenne is the source of this 567-nucleotide messenger RNA. NCBI's taxonomy places the organism in Eukaryota, Viridiplantae, Streptophyta, Magnoliopsida, Poales, Poaceae. The record is from RefSeq and is a predicted model, not a curated record.
AUGGACUGGGUGCCGUUCCUCCGUCCAUUGGACUACAUGUGCGAGUGCCUUCACGCCGAGGUUAGAGCCGCGCGGUUCUGGAAUAUGUCCCUCGCCCUCGUCAAUCGCGACGGCCACCUCGCCAUGGGCCGCGUCUGGCGGUUCCACUUGGGCACGCUGGACGUCGAGGACGACCGCUUUCUCAUGGAGAUGGGCGUGGAGCCGUCCGUUCGCCGUGCCGACCGCUCGCGCCUGGCUAGGGCUCUCAUGGACUGCUGCGCCAUCCUCAGUACUGAUGUCACCUGGGUAACUUCCGACGGAGCCGAGGACGUCCUCCACCUGCUGGACUGUGUGUGCCCUGACCUCGCCUGCGUGAGCACCGACCGUGAGACCCUCAUCCGGAAUUCCCAUGCUUUCUUUCCAGAGUUGUAUGACCUCAGGUUUCUGGCCAAGUGGCGGACUCUGUCCGGGGAGGAGCCUCCGCUACUCGAGGCUGCCAAGUCCGGGUCGCCAGACGCGCUCCUCCGCGGUUUCCGCCCUCUCUGGAAUGCAAAGAUUUACAUUGUGAUCUACCCAUCGUUCACUUGA